AUUGCAGCUGCUGGAUUAUUUUCACACGCAAAAAAAGUUAAACUAUUUAGUAAUUGAAAAAAUCCACGAAAUAAAACAUUUAGUUAGCAAAAAAGAGAGCAUUAAUAUAACGAAAACUGGUUUAGUUCGCAACAGUUUAUUAGUGGUAUUAAAUUUGGCGAUUUUGUAAGCAGGAAAGGUCAAACGAAGUAGAAUUGUCAAAGUAGCGCAAAUACGAGCAAAACAAAGGGAUUGACGUGUGCUGUAAUGGAAUAGACAUCAACAUUUUGAUUCGAUCGCAGAAGCGCAUUAGACAUGGAUGAUAAUUCGCAGGAUAUUUGCCGUGUGUGUCGUUGUGAGGCACAAUCGGACCGUCCAUUAUUCUAUCCAUGUAUUUGUACGGGCAGUAUUAAGUACAUACACCAGGACUGUUUAAUGCAAUGGAUGCGUUAUUCACAUAAAGAGUAUUGUGAAUUAUGUGGUCACCGCUUUAGCUUUCAGCCGAUCUACUCGCCUGACAUGCCGCGUGUGUUGCCCUUACGUGAUGUGGCUGGUGGCUUAUUAACAGCUGUUGCCAAGGCAGCCAAAUCAUGGUUCCAUUAUUCUUUAGUCGGUUUGGCUUGGUUCGGUAUAGUGCCAUUGUCUGCAUACCGCACAUACCGUUAUUUGUUUCGUGCUUCAUCAUUUGACAUGAUACUAUCGAUGCCGUUCGACGUUUUCUCAACAAACAAUUUGGCCUCUGAUGCAUUCCGCGGUUGUUUCGUUGUGACUUGUACGCUGCUGUCAUUCAUCGGUUUAGUUUGGUUGCGUGAGCAAAUACUGCAUGGUGGGGGCCCAGAUUGGUUAGAACGCGACGAUGCGCCUGCUGCGGUUAAUGAUGGUGAAGAACAAGCUCAGCCCGAAGUGCCAAGAGCUGCGGCUGCUGUUGAAGAUGUUAGAGAUGGCGCAGGUGUUGAAGCUGCAGCUGCACGUGUUGCUGACGAAGUCGCUGAUAUUGAGGAACCCGUCAACGCCGACGAUGAAAGUGACAAUGAGGAAGCACCGAUUGACAUGCCAAUGAAUAAUGCCGCGCCAGCAGCUGUGAAUCCCGCAGAAGAGGAAGGUGAAAUACCGCUUGAAUUUGGACCCAGGCAACAGCAUAUACCGGGUGCUGGCAACAACAACAAUAAUAAUGUUAAUGCGGCAGCUGACGAUGCUGGUGUGGCGCAAGGUGGUGGUGCUGCUGCAGCUGGUGGUGCUGCCGCAGAAAAUGAUAACGACAACGAUGAACCAAACUGGAAUCCUAUGGAAUGGGAUCGCGCCGCUGAAGAAUUGACUUGGGAGCGUUUACUUGGUCUGGAUGGUUCGCUAAUCUUUCUUGAGCACGUUUUUUGGAUAAUCUCUCUCAAUACUUUAUUCAUCGUUACAUUCGCUUUUUGCCCUUAUUGUAUUGGUAAUUUCAUACUAAGCUCUUUGGAUCUGCUGCAACCGGAUAAACCGCUGCUACAUUUUCACGGCCUCAUCACUACGCUAUUCGGCUACUGCUUCAUUGGUUUAACUUUGGUUGUGUUGCACUUCUUUGCGCGCGUCUUUCGUAUGCGUCGCGUGCGCUGGCUGAUCGGUUUGUGCUAUAUAGUUGUGAAAGUGUCGUUGUUAGCCGUUGUUGAAAUCGGUGUACUGCCACUUGUUUGCGGCUGGUGGUUGGAUAUAUGCUCAUUACCGCUGUUUGAUGCCAGCAUUAAGGACCGCAAGGUGAGCUUUAAAGCUGCUCCGGGUACGUCACUUUUUGUGCAUUGGAUGUUUGGCAUGGUGUAUGUUUACUACUUCGCCGCUUUCAUUUCGCUCUUGCGGGAAGUACUGCGCCCCGGUGUGCUCUGGUUUUUGCGUAACCUAAACGAUCCGGAUUUCAGUCCAAUACAGGAAAUGAUCCAUCUGCCAAUUCUACGCCAUGUACGCCGUCUUAUUGCUUCCGCUAUGAUUUUUGGUUCUGCCGUUCUCUUGAUGCUUUGGCUACCAAUACGCAUGCUCAAGACAAUUUGGCCGUCAUUUUUGCCCUACACCCUUUCCGGCGAUUCGGAAGUUAAUGAGCUCAGCUUGCAACUGCUGCUGCUACAGAUAAUUCUGCCUGGCUUCUUCGAACAAUCCCACACCCGCAUCUGGCUAAAGGGUUUGCUGCGCAUUUGGUGUGUUUGUGUAUCCUGGGUGCUCGGCAUACGCAGCUAUUUGCUCGGCACUGAACAGCCCAACGGCGAUGCCACCAAUAAUGCUGCAAAUGGCGCCGCCGCUGCACCAGCCGCUGAAGCAGCGCCCGAAGCUGCUGCCAAUAACGAAGCAGCACCACAGCCGAAUGCCAACGCAGACCAAGCAGAUGCUGCAGCCGCACGUCCACCACCCGCUGUACCGCUGCCACGCGAACGUAACCUCGGUGCAGUGCAUCAGGCGAUAAUGCAACGCGAUGUGCCGGUCGGUUUUCAACCAUACGAUCGUCCCUCACUAUUUCCAUUGCGCUUGUGCGGUUUGCUGUUUUUCAUGUGCGUUUCUUUGGUAAUCGCUUCGGUCAUAACACUAACGGUACCGGUUUGGAUUGGUCGCCAGGUGAUGGCGCUAUGGUCCGUUGGUGGCCAUUUCACAAAUCAAGUAGUAGCCCAAGCACCUGAGGUAUCACCACGUCCACACGAACUGUACACUGCCGCAUUGGGCACCUAUCUCUGUUGGAUAAUAUCACGUGGUGUUGCCAUUGCAGUGAACUUGCUGCCGCAAGGACGCGCCGCGGUUGUUGAUAAAAUCAAACAUUGGCUACGUGUUGGCGCCUCGUACGCCCUGCCCGUACUCAUAUUCGUACUAAUGCUAGGCGUAAUACCACUGCUGUUUGGACUACUACUCGAGUUGGUGGUGGUGAUACCGUUGCGUGUGCCCUUCUACCAAACACCCAUACACUUUUUGUGGCAGGACUGGGCACUCGGUGUGCUCUAUACCAAAAUUGCGAUUGCUUUGACACUCAUGGGUCCCGACUGGCACUUGAAACGCGCACUCGAACGUGCGUACCGCGAUGGCUUGCGUGACAUUGAUUUGAAGUUUUUGAUACGCGAAUUGGCCACACCCGUUAUCACGUGUUUCGGUUUGGCCCUGGCCAUACCCUAUGUGAUUGCGCACUCCAUUUUGCCGUUAUUCUUCAAAAAUUCGGUGUCACGCUUGGAAAUAUCGCGCGUAGUCUAUCCGGUAUUCUUCAUAAUUGUCGUGGUGAUUGCCUACAUUUACUUCGAAAUCAAACAAUUCAAAAAGCUAUAUGUCGCCAUUAAAGUGGACAAAUAUUUGGUGGGUCAACGGCUGGUCAACUAUGAGCAUCGCAAGCGCAAGCAAGAGGCCGAAGCGGCAGAGGCGGCUGCAGCAGCCUCCUCCUCAACGGAUGGCGCGCAAGCGGCCAAGGAUGAGCCCGAGGAGGCGGCCAUCAAUGCGGCGAGCAUAUUGGAGCGCGAGGAGUUGGAAAUGCGGCGAAGAGAGGCCGCGCUGGUGGAGGAUUUGGUGCGUGAUGAUUUAUUAUAAUGCCAACACUAAAUUACAGCAUAUGAAAUGAAGUUCUGAAAAUAAUACCUACCUACCGUUACUUAUGCAUUCGUGUAUACCAUUUCCGAUAUGAAAUUAGAACGGCAGCAAAAUUAUGUAAGCACAGCAAACAAAUUAACAAUAAAUCGCAUUGUAUUAAGA
This is a messenger RNA of Bactrocera tryoni, 3663 nucleotides long. RefSeq names its product E3 ubiquitin-protein ligase MARCHF6. The transcript has 3 exons. Gene Ontology annotation, cellular component: endoplasmic reticulum membrane. Gene Ontology annotation, molecular function: zinc ion binding. The record is from RefSeq and is a predicted model, not a curated record. Bases 295 to 3501 code for a protein of 1068 amino acids. NCBI's taxonomy places the organism in Eukaryota, Metazoa, Arthropoda, Insecta, Diptera, Tephritidae.